AUGUAUAAACGAGAAAGCAUGUUUUCGCAGCCGCCACUGCUCAAAUCACCACCUCCAAUGUCAUCAACAAUGGACACAAAUAAAUCCUACCGCUGGACAUCAAUGACUGCUGCUAACAACUCCAAGCUCAUUGAAACUCCAGUGAAAGGAACUCCAAAAAAGCCCGAUACCAGUUGGUGGUCCCCGUCGCGUGGUGAUACCUGGCGGCUUAAUGCACCUCGCGGACGAACUUUAAAUCUUGUUGCUGCUUUUGAUCAAUGCGCCAAACAGGAACAGCUCGAAUCUCCAAAAUAUGUAAACUUGAGUAGAUACCGUCGAAAUAGUGAGCCUAUGCAAGAAAACGAAGAAAAAGAAAUCGUAAGCACAAAUUUCAUAGAUGACUCUAUGAUAGACGACCAUGAAGAGUAUGAAGAGCACGAUAUUGAUCUUGAUAUGGAUUACUACGAUCCCCCAAUGGUUCAGCAUCAUCGAUCCAGUGAAAUUCCGAAGAGUUUCGAUGCAGAUAAGCAAUUGGAUCCUAUGCACGUUUCCAUUGGACGUGGGAGUCGUCUACAGAGCGUAUCGUCUUCCUACACUCAUAGAACUUCCCAGGAGCACAUUAUCGGCGAUGGAAGUGGUGAUACCAAGUUGUCACUGCCAACAGUUGGUGGUUUCAUCACUUCCACACCGCAAGUGGGCAAAGGGAAUUCCGAUCUCUCCAAGAAUUUCGGCAAUGAGGAAUCAAUUCGCGGAACUUCUAAGAACUCUCGUGAACGUCGUCGCACGCAAACAAUAGUCCCACCUUCGUUUGAUUCACCAGCCUGCCUAAAACAGAAAAAAAAUAUUCCGCCAGUAUCACUUCCAGUUGCAUCAAAAGCGAAUAUUCGUUCCCCCUCUUCUUUAGUCAAAUCAAUUGCCAACGAGUUCGAAAAAGCUGACUUUGGGUUUCACCGAAAGAUUAAUGCUGCUGAAGAGCUUGCUGAUCUUAAAAAACAUGCCGAGAAUAGUAGCAUUGAUGAAAAUCAAAAUGUUGUAAUUGAAUCGUCGGAGGAAGAUAUUAGCAACGAAUCGAUUCCUAGAAUCAGCCACCUCGAAAUGCGUCCUAGUAUUCAAAUGGGUGUCAGCGGAUAUAAUCUCAAAGUUCGUGAAUCGUCGAAAUAUAAUGAAAACGAGGAUAAGGAAGAAGUUCUCUACUCCCUCCCUGUAAAGUCACACAUGAAAAAAGUUCAACAGAAUGAUACAGAUCAGACUGAUGAAAAGCAAACAACAACACCUCGCGUAAAAGCAAACCGUCAGAGUCUCCCGUUUUCUGACAUACCAGAAGAACGUACUUGUGACAAAAUUGAUGAAAUGUUCGAUUUUGUUGAAGUUCCUACUGGAGAUUUCGAAGACAAGACUCUGGAACGUACUGUUGAUGGAUAUGCUGAAAUCAAAUCUCAAUCGAGCCCAGCAAAGAAAAUUAUGAACCCGCUUGAUUUGUCAACGAAUACGUAUCAAGAAAUCGAGUUUGACAAAGAUACUACUCCUUAUGUCCAACACUUCGAAGGAGAUGGUACUGCCUUCAGUGCUUCGUCCACUGGACCACAAUUCACUCGUUCUCCUACACUUGUGACUCCACACGCUGGUCAAUCAGUCACUGAGUACCGUGUUUCUGAAAAAGAAGGUUGUGCUCGAACAGAGAAAGUUGUUGUCCAGAAAAUGUCCCAACCGGCUGCACUCGCUACUUCCACACCAAAAGGAACAUUUGCUUGGCGCAACAGAAAUCAAUCUAGCGUACCAGAGGACUCAUUCGUCAGUUCGAUCAGUAACUUUUCCGCAGCCGAUAAGUUGAAUGAUUCGAGACGUCAGAUUACUAAACUAAUUGAGACGAUCGAAAAGACUAGAAAACAUAUCCAGUUGGCAGAGAUAUCACUGAUCGAUGCAAAAAGAGCACGUAUGGUUGUGCAAGAACUAGCAUCACAGCGGGUUCUUCUUAUUUGUCGGGAACGGUUGAAACUUCAACUUGAUGAAGUUCGACGUCUUCAGGCUUUGUCAGUUGUGCGUCAUCCGCCUCCACCAAUCAAUCGACAUUUCAAGUCUGCGAUGGUUAUUUCAAACAUCGCCAUAAAUCUGAACAAGAACUUCAAUUCUCGUGGCUCCUUCGCUUUCAUCGUUGCGCUCAAAUGUCGUACAGAAAUCGAAGCAACGGGAGUAGUAACUCUUCUUGCGCAUUAUCAAACUCGAAUGCAUAUGAUUCAUUUUGGAGAGCAUAUGCACUUCUCUAAUCUUCCUGUAGAUUUUGUAAUCUCUAUGGAAGUGUACAUGAUGCGUGUUCCUGAAUACAAAGCUCCCGAGAAAACAUGCGCUUCUGUUUUGGCUUCCAAGUUUCGUAGUCUGCUUGUUCCUAACACUGCUCAUCGGCGUUCAAAAAAUAAUAGUAUGACAGCUAACCGAACCGUUCACUCCAUACCUGGUUAUCAGGCUCCGGAGUGCGAGUUCAAGUUUUGUGGAAAGCUAACACUAGACCGUGAUUCUUCUGGAGAUCGUCAAUUUUACUUAGAUGAUGUAACCUAUCCUUUGGAAGGAACUGUUAAACUUGUGUCUCACUGCUCUUCACUUCCCGAGGCAAUAGAUGUCGAGUAUCGCGGAUUUUUGUACUUGUUCGAUGAACGCUCUCCAAACGGAGAAACUGCAUGGGAAAGAUACUGGGCGAUGCUUCACCGAGGAGUCAUCUUCUUUUGGAAGAAUCCAAUUGAUGAAAAGAACGAGAAAGUUCCGCUUUCACAAAUUGAUUUGACCAAAUGUACUAAUCAAUCGAUUGAAGAGGCAAGGAAUGAGCGAGCUCACGAAUUCCACAUCGAACUUCUGAUUGAUCAAACUCCCAGUCUUCUCGAAAAAAGAAGAGUCGUACUCGCUGCUGAAUCAGCAGACCACCUCUCUUCAUGGUUGAAUGCAAUCAACGACACAUUGUACGUCCUUCGCUCUUGA
This is a messenger RNA of Caenorhabditis remanei, 2946 nucleotides long. RefSeq lists its product as uncharacterized. Gene Ontology annotation, biological process: septin ring organization; mitotic cytokinesis; actomyosin contractile ring assembly. The transcript has 11 exons. Lineage: Eukaryota; Metazoa; Nematoda; Chromadorea; Rhabditida; Rhabditidae. Gene Ontology annotation, cellular component: actomyosin contractile ring. Bases 1 to 2946 code for a protein of 981 amino acids. The record is from RefSeq and is a predicted model, not a curated record.